UUGAAACUGGGACAGGAACCAACCGGGUCUGACCCAACUUCACUGACACACGAGAGAUAAGGCGAGGCGUCCGGACCUCUGCGGCCAAAAGAGGCUCCUGUUGUGCUGCCUCACUUCAUUGUGUUCCUCUCGAAGUUAUCUGAGCCCCGAAGGCUUGGAGUAGCAAAGCGAGAGGACAUGAGACGCCACCUCUUUAGCCGCUGGGAUCUCGGCUUUCUCCUCCGCUGCCCGACGUCUCGGCCCCCAGGAAACUCAUUUCAGACACCCAAAGGCUCAGGUGUGAGGGCUCUACUGAGAACAUUCUCACCCCGGACCUUUUGUUCCGUUAACAUGGUUUUAGACCGUAUUUGACUUUUAGUUUUAACACCUCCUCACAGCCUGCAGGAGUGCUUUUGUAAAGCGUGAGAAAGGGAGAUGAACGAGACAUCUUCCACCGUCCUUUUUCUCUUUUAAUAAUAAAAAAAAAAAAUCCCGUCUAUUCAGACUGGAUAGAGUGGAGCCACGGCGCUGGUAUCCUCCCCGUCCCGCUGUCACGCCCAAUGACUCGCUGCUCACCGGUGAAUGGGAGCGUGACCCAGCACAUUGUGUCCCCAACACUUUCUCACCCACUGACUCCAGCGAGGCUGAAAUCUUACACCUGCAACUAGAGACCUUUGGGCUUUCUUACCGUGGUCACAAUGGCUGAAGAAGAAGAAGUCUCGCAUCAAGUUUGGCUUUUGUGUUUUCUAGUCCGUGAAUAUUUGGGCGGGACAUUUUUAGGAUGUACUCCACCUUCUCUGUACUUUAAUGGGUAUGAUCGUGUGCGUAGAGGCAGUUAUUUCUUGAAGGAUGAUUUCACAGACGUUUUGGAAUGAAUAUCUUUCUGUAAUUCUGUCCUUAUUUCCUCAGGAGUUGUGCGUGAGAUGGCUCACAAAUCCGACAGCCAGCUGAUGUCCAUCUCCACCACCAGACUCGGCCCUCGGCACCAUCUCUGGCCUCUGGUGUGUGAAGACAUCCAGGCAGACGUGGAGGAGGGCCAGCUGCAGUUUUUCUACAUUCUGGCUUUUGUUCUGCAAGGGGACAUGUGGGUGCCGCUGACCGUCCUGGCGACCCGGGAGACCCUGCACCUGCUGCGCGAGGAUCACCAGUGGAGGAAAAGCGGCAGCGGGCCGACGGGGAAUGAGAGCCAGGAGCCCCACAGCGGCGGCGUGUCCGUCCUGGAGACGCUGCCCAUCAGCUGCGUCAGCGCGGUGCAGCUGUGGCCUUCUGACCAGUGCAGGAUGGACAUCAUGCUCUACGACGAGACGCUGAAGCAGGAGAAGACGUGGUGCGUGCGCUCCGAGAGCGGCGAGCUGCUCCAGGGUCUGCUGGCCUGGGUCAGAGCCCAGUGGGAGGCGAUGUUCGGAGUGAAACUGCACACGAGCCCCCACCCGGGGGUCAGGGAAUGAAAACGACUCCCGUGUGCUUCACGGACAUGAAGCGUCUGCACUCCGCUCCCAUCACGGGGAGGACGGCGCCCAUUCACGUGGCACUCAGGGCGGUAAAAGCACUGGUUGCGUAAUCCUUCAUCCUCCAGAUGACCUGCUUGGGGGG
This is a messenger RNA of Pungitius pungitius (ninespine stickleback), 1572 nucleotides long. RefSeq names its product serine/threonine-protein kinase 11-interacting protein-like. The record is from RefSeq and is a predicted model, not a curated record. The transcript is spliced from 4 exons. The coding region runs from base 903 to 1427 and encodes 174 amino acids. NCBI's taxonomy places the organism in Eukaryota, Metazoa, Chordata, Actinopteri, Perciformes, Gasterosteidae.